AUGAUACCAAAUGCCAAGUUCUGGUCAAAUCUUCCAGGACUGAUUUCGGUAAGUGUUUUAGUGUCCGAGAAGUUACCAUCGUUUUUAUAACUUGUUCCACGCAGACAUUUGCAGGCUAAUGAAAGAAAUUUUUUUUAAUCAUCACGGAAAAAAAGAAAGGACCCACCGAAGGAUUUUACAACCCUAUAAACAUGUUCUUUUUUAGUAAGCACCUAAAUUAAAAGUGCAUCAGAAUGGUUUUGAAAACUACACCUACGCCACAUUUAUAUUUUAAUGGCUUUCUUUGUCGAGAUAGGCGCACCGGUUACGACGGAAUUGAGAGAAAGAAAGAAUCUUUGACUUUCCGUACAGUAUUAAUUACGGACCGAAAGUUCCAUGAAGAGAACGUGGAAUGACUGUGUUAUAAAUAAUGCUGUUAUUUUUUAAAUUAAGGUUUGAAUAAUUUCUCUUUCAGGAUGGAUUCUCCUUUGUUAUAUCGAAGAUCACAUGUUCGGAGAUGUCCACAACACAAGAACGUUACGACCGCAUGUAG
This is a messenger RNA of Porites evermanni, 532 nucleotides long. Lineage: Eukaryota; Metazoa; Cnidaria; Anthozoa; Scleractinia; Poritidae. The record is from the annotation of a GenBank genome assembly.